Messenger RNA from Paramisgurnus dabryanus, 3171 nucleotides. The record is from RefSeq and is a predicted model, not a curated record. Lineage: Eukaryota; Metazoa; Chordata; Actinopteri; Cypriniformes; Cobitidae.
CAUCUGUGUUGUUCAAGACCACAAUGAGCCGUUUUCUCUGACACUUCUGCUGAGUGCUCUCUCUGAAGUUUUGAGUUUAAAGUGUGGGAUUUUUCAAAAACAUCAAAAUGUACGGAGGACUGAUUGUUAUGAUUGUGACAUGCAGUGUGAAUGGCUUCAACAUUCAGACCUCACCAGUGAAACAUUUCACAAAUGCUGAUCUACUUUUUGGGCAAUCCGUUAUUCAGUCAAUGGAUGGAGUUUUUGUUUCUUCCCCCAUAACUGGAAAACUUUUCAGCUGCACACUAGAGAAUGAAUGUGUCUUGCUAAAUUCUCACGAUGAGACAGCAAAAGUCCUGAGACCAACAACAUCAGUAGCUGCUAGUGUGAUAUCAGACGACGAGCAUCUUCUGUUGUGUAAUCAAGUUGGCACAAAGAAGUCAUCAAUUGAGGAUUUUAAUGGAUAUUUCACAAUGAGAAGCUCAAAACUGAAGCUCAAACUGAAUCCUGCUGAAUUAGUUAAAAAUAAAAAUGCAGCAUUCAACAGCAACAACAACAACAACAACAAUCAUUAUCAUGGUGGACGCAUCAAUCCGGAUGCUGGGACAGAGAUUGCUAUUGUGUUGGAUGGUUCUGGCAGCAUUCAUCCUGAUGACUUUCAGAGAGCCAAAGACUUUAUCAGCAAAGUCAUGACAAAUGUUUGGAAAACAUGUUUUAAUUGUGUUUUUGCAAUAGUGCAGUACGGAAGUAGGAUUAGGACUGAACUCCCACUUCAAGACAAUAAGGAUGCCAGCAGGACCUUGGAAAAAGUUAAGGAAAUAAAGCAACUUGGCAAUCUCACAAAGACCGCUUCAGCCAUCCACUAUGUGCUUACAAAUAUUUUCAUCCCUGAGAUUGGACCAACAAUUAAAUCUAAAAAAAUGAUAAUUGUCUUGUCUGAUGGAAAGAUUUUGGGAGACCCAAUGAACCUUACUGAUGUUUUGAACAUGCCAGAAAUGAAAGAAGUAACUCGCUUUGCCAUUGGAGUAGGAGAGGCGCUUUUGAAUAAUCCUGAGGCAGUUCAAGAGAUGGAGGAAAUAGCAGAUACCAAUAAGUUUUUUAAUGUUUCCAAUUAUGCUGCCUUAGACGACAUCCUUUCUGAACUGAAACAAAGCAUAACUGGAACUAAUGCCUUAGAUGACAUCGUUUAUGAACUGGAACAAAGCAUAACUCCAACACAAGCCUUAGAUGACAUUGUUUCUGAAAUGGAACAAAGCAUAACUGAAACUAUAGAUGAGAAAGUUUCAUGGGUUUUUAAGGGAUGUUUAGUAGGAUGUACAGACUGCUCUUCGCCAUAAAGGAAGGGUAAUGUUUUUAAACCAGCAUAUAAGACAAAAUGUCCCAGUUUGACUUGAAUGACUUGAUUUGAAUUAUUCUUAACAGAACAAAAAAUUGCAAUUUCUUUGUUCUGAACUUUAAAAUAAAAUAUUAUAACAUUGUAUUGUUAAUAUUCUUGAUAUAAGUAAAACAUUUAAAUUCAGUGGGUUAAUAAACGCCUUUUGAAGUGAAACAAUAGGUGUGUGUGAGAAAAGGUUCAUAUUUAAUGCUUAUUUAGUUAUAUAUUAUUUAGCUUAUACUUUUAUAAAGCAAAAUCUAAGUGAGAUAGAUAGACUGAAAUGCUGUAGAAUUGAGUCCUGGGGCAGAACCUUGUCUUUUAGUGACUUCAUGUAAUAAUUUCUAGUGCCAGGAGUGUUUGUUAUUUUGCUUUGAAAAUUACAAUGAGAUUUGAUUUGCUUUAUUAGAUACAUGACCAUUGUACACAACAGUCUGUUUAUGUGAUAAAACUCCCUCAGCUGAUGCGGGUACAUUGUAGAGACCUGUCAAAGGUCAAAGAAAGGAAAAGUGCAGCCUGAUCAACCAACCUUUUCACAAAGGUUGCGUGUGCGUGUGUGUUUGUACAUACAUACAUCUGUGUUGUAUUUUCUUAUAUAGGCUAUGUAUGCACUAACAUUUGCAAAUUUGAAUAUAUGAAUUUCACUAUUUACUCUUCUACUUAUUUUUACUUAUGCUGGUAUAAUGGCCUUAUUAAUGACCUUGUCUGUGAAACCAGGUAAAUAUCAUUUUCCUGACAAAGAGAGAGCUAGUGAGAGCUAUUAUACAAGACCUGUCUGUCUGUCUGUCUGUCUGUCUAUCGUCUGCCUGUAUGUCUAAAAGUCUUUUAAAGUUUACAUUUCUUAUCUUUGGGUUUUUAAUGGUUUAAUUUGCUUGAUUGCCUUACAUAUGACUCUUUUGUAGCACUCUGAGAUUUUCUUUAAAAUGUAAAGUGCUUUAUAAAUAAAAUGCAUUAUUAUUAUUAUUAUCCACACCCUUUUAUGUAAAACUAACUUGAACCUAUAGGAAAAUUGUGUAAAACUCUGUUCUAUGACAGUAGCAUUGAGAGGGGGCUUUGGGUUCUUAGCCCUUGUGUUUGGUCAAAAGCCCCUAAUCUUUUAAAGAUUUACAAGUUUAGUUCAAAAAUGUAAUCAAUUUUAUUAUUAUUACUUAUUAAUUGUUUUCAUACUACACAAAUUAUUAUUUGACGUGUGAUUUUUUUCUGUUAAAAGCAGCUGUGAAAUCGUUUGUCUAGCGUUGUUAAACUGUUCCGGCCUGCAGGUGGCACUGUUCACCACACACAAUUGAAGGAAUAGUCCACGCAAAAAAAAUGAAAAUUCUUUCAUCAUUUUCUCACUCUCAUGUUGUUACAAACCUGUAUACAUUUCUUUGUUCUGAUGAACACAAAGGAAGAAAUUUUGAGGAAUGUUUUUAACCAAACCUAUCAUGAGCCCCACUUCUUUCCACCUUUUUUCAAACGUGAAAGUAAGUGAUGUGAUGUGACGUAUUUCCCUUCUUUGUGCGAGACGUCCGUUUCGAUAGCCGGUAGUGAUGCAGAGUCCGAUUCAUUUUCGCGAACCGGCUCUUUUCGGACAGUUCGGUUCAUUGAACCGGUUCAAAAACCGGUUCCUGACGUCAUCAAGAAAUUACAUUACUACGCAUUUUUUGUAUCAAUGAAACAUUCAAAUAAAGUCGUUUGUGUCAACACAUUAAAACAUUUAAAUAAAAGUUGUUUUUGUGAAGGCAUAACUGAUUUAUUGCCUUGCAUUCACAAGUUAGUAAUGUUUGUGGUCACAGUUUAAAUCGCGGAUCAUAAAUAAAUAGUAAAUGCCAGAUAUAAUU